Messenger RNA from Coregonus sp. 'balchen', 6131 nucleotides. The record is from the annotation of a GenBank genome assembly. Lineage: Eukaryota; Metazoa; Chordata; Actinopteri; Salmoniformes; Salmonidae.
AUGUCGACACAGAAAUAUAUUAGAUUACCACCUUUAUCAUCGUUUGAACGGCAAGUGGCUUUGUCCAAUUUACAGUAGAGUAGUACGUUAACGUUAACUGAGCUAGCUCACUCAGAUAACGUUAGUCUAUGACAGUAACGUUACUAAGCGAAUCAAAUAAUAAUAAUACAAAUAAUUUAUAGUUAGCUGCUUGUUUCCAUCUCACUUUCAGACUGUCGUCUGAGUGUCAACAUAACGCUGAAAAAAGAACUGGGCGAGAAGUGGCAAUUGGCUGUCCUGGCUCAUGUAGAGCAUCAACCAGAGUAAGAUAAGCAGUUAGCUAGCUAGGUUGGAUCGUUUGGGACUUAUUGAUAUGCACACAAAGUACACUAUUCGUUCCUCUGCUAGCAAUUCUUUUUUUUAACGUUUUAUCUCACUCCCUGUCAGGUUGGCUGUACCUCAGGCUACCUGUCAACCUGGCCUGCCCAUGUCACCUCUCAAGUUAUUCAGCAGGGGAGGAGACAUACUUCAGGUGGAGAGAUCAGGAACCAUGGGUAUUUAGCAAAUUAUAUGCACUGUAAUAUGAUAUAGGGUUAAAGUUGUGGAAGGAUUUACUGUGAUGGAUAAUGUGCUACAGAUGUGGUGAUGAGUUUGGUGGCCCUGUGGGGAAGCCACGAUUCCUGGAGCAGCUUGAAAGCUACCUAAAGAAGGAGCUGCAGGCUCUUGACCCACAACGACCAAAAGUCCAGGAGCGCAAACUACAGGUCCCAUCCAUCUGUCAUAUAAUUUACACGUUAUCCAUGUAAUUUAGGCAUUGUUAGAGUGUAUUUACCUUACUAUAAAUAAGGAGUAUAGCGUAUAGAUUCAUUUUCACUAGGUUGUCAAGUCACAAAAUCUGCCCUCUGUCUACCUGUCAUACGCAGGCAUACCGGGAGGUCUUUGGCUGUUUCAUUGAGGACUUCAAAACGUACAAGCCACUUCUGUGUGCCAUAAAAAAUGAAUAUGAAAUCACAUUAGGUGUGUGGCAUUGCAGCAUGGAAUGUUUGUGAUUGUGGCAUAUAGGCCUAUAUUGUUAUGGUGAAUGUGAGUCUGGACAGCAAAACAAGGAUGAAUGGAAGUAUUAGAUAGACUUAAAGAUGUCAUGCUUAUAGGAUGUUGGAUUUGAUUGUCUAUGACGUCCAUUUCUGCAGCAUACCUACGGGACCAGAUCCGGGAGCUGGAGCCCCUCAGUGCUCGUCUGGUUGUGGUGUCAGAACAGUGUGAGAAGAGGAUCCUGGGCCUGCGAGAGGAGGAGAGGGCAGAGAUCAGGGCCCUGAAGCAAGAGCGCCAACACCUUCUAAAGGUUAUUGAAAACAUGAAAGAGACACAAAGUGCCCUGCAGACCCAGGUACAGUGCUUACCCACUAGGCUCAGUCUCAAUCACACCAGUGCUGCUAUGAAAACACCUAAUUAAAGUUAUUCUGUCUCAUAUCAACCAUGCAUGGGCUGCCUGAACUCUCCUUCAUCGCUCUUUCUCUUGUUCUUCUCAGGUGUGUUGUCUGCAGGCAGACCUGGCCGCUCAGUAUCUGAUGUACAGAGAAGAAUGUGAUGCUCGCAAGCUGCUCAUCGCCAACAUCAGCAGCAUGAGCUAUGGACCAGACGAGGAACCCGAGGAAGAGCAGGAAGGUGGUAAAAAAAUAUUUAACAAUAAAAUAAUGAUUGAUCAACUGUCUUGAUGUAAGCGAAGUGUGGAGUGUUGUCACCUCUGAAAACCUGUUCCUUUCCAUCAGAAGUGGAAAUGGAGGACCCAGAGAAGGAGAAAUUGGCUCUGAAGGUGUGUCGAGAGGACCUGACUAAAGCCCAGGUGGAGCUAAAUCGCUUGCAUGCUGAGUAUGGAGACGUAGUGCCCCGUCGUGACUGGGAGACGUUGGAUUAUACCCACAAAGAGAACUUGCUUAAGGUACAGUACAGUGAAAUGUUCGAUUCAACCACAGCAGACUCACUUCUUCAGACCUGAAUGAGUGUUGAAUCUCUCUUUGCACCUAUCCCAGCUGGAGACCCUGCAGAAAGACUUUGAUCAGAUGAAGGCUGAAUAUGACACACUGCUUGAGGUGCACAAGCAAGUCACAACACAGAGGGACAGCCUCCAGGGAGAACUGGAGGGCUUCAAAGAGGCCUCUACCCCCAGGCCAGAAUGGGAGCAGUGUGCAGGUAUCACAUAGAAAAAUUGCUCUAGGUUCUGUUUUUUUCCCCUUCACAUUUGUGCUAUGGUAUUGUUGGUAGUAGUGCUUAGAGUUUUGCUUUGUGACUGAAUCACUAUAAACAAUUUUAGAUCAGAACAUUUACACAGCACUGUGUGAUUACAGACGUGCUGGGAGGUAGUGAGAGUUGGGCAGAGCUCUCCCAGGGCCAGUCCAGCCAGCGGCGUCUGGAGAUCCUGCUAGCAGAACUGGGAGGAAAGACCUCAGAGUUUUUCACCGGACUGGUAAACCUCCCUCCCUGCCGAACUUUCAAAGUGCCUGAACAUCAACAACAACACAUUUCCAAAAAUAAUGGCAUGGUCAAAAGGUCUUCACCCUGUUUCCACUCAGGGUACUUCUGAAGAUGUGCCCAUAUAUCUGCGCUAUGAGGGGCAGUUGAAGAAACAUAGGCUAAAGAAGGCUGAUGUUGUGAGAAUCCUCAAGGAGGUUUGGAAGGAGAAGGUCAUUGAGGAUGAAAGGGUAAACUGAUACCUUUCUUUUUUCAAAUAAUCAGUUAAUAUUUCAUACACCGUUUGACUCUGAUAUUUCUUCUACUUGUAUUUCUCUUAAGAGAGAUGAAAGCAGCAAUCUUCCCGAGUUUCUGCGGCAACAUCUGGAGAGCCAAUAUGGGGAAAAGGCUGGGGAGUGGGCUUAUAGCUUAGUAGAGGGCAUUCGUCAACACCAAAAGGAUGACCCUGUCAGCCUCUUCAAUGACAUUCUCACAGGAAAGGUGUGUGAUCUUGCAAAUGUGUUAUACAGAGCUCUUCCUAUGAGUUUGAGAAAGGAUUGUGCAUGAUUUGAUUAUUAUAAAUGUAUUGUUAACAGGUGGAUGAGAGUGUGUACCAUGGUCAGACACAUCUACUGUCUAACCUGCUGAAAGUGUUGAUCCACAGUGACAGUACAGAGAGUGGGAUGCUCAGUGUUCAGGAUUUCAGGUAAUGCAGAUAAUCAAAUUACAGUACAGAUUAAAGUCACAAACAUUACGAUUAUGACAGUGAGUGGGCUUUAUAAAAUGGCCUCUGUUUUGCAGAGAUUACUUGAAAAUGGCUUUCCCUCUGAAAAGAGAGCAAGACAUUGAUGAGCUAGUGACCACAGCUCAGGCCGAGCUAGACAACAAUGGUGAAAGCCUCCCAUACCAAAGACUGUAUACAGAGGUAGCUUUUGUGGUCUCAGUCCAAAGUUUCACACCUCAGUCCACAUAAUUUCAUGAUCCCGUUUUGAUAGAGGUAUACCAGCCAUAUUCAAUAGGCGGACCAUGGUCCGGAAAUUUCAGGGAUCGGACCUUCUCAAAAAGUAUUUAAGUACCCUUGAUGUAUACAAUAGCAUCAAUGUAUGCUGUUUAUAAAAUAGUAAUAUACUACCACACUGAAACACAACCUUCACAAGACAAUAUAGACAGUACAUAUAGUACAGUGCAUUCAGAAAGUAUUCAGACCCCUUGACUUUUCCACAUUUUGUUAUGUAACAGCCUUAUUCUAAAAUUGAUUAAAUUAUUUUUUCCCCUCAAUCUACACACAAUACCCCAUAAUGACAAAGUGAAAACAGGUUUAGAAAUGUUUGCAAAUGUAUUAAAAAUUAAAAACAAAUAACUUAUUUACAUAAGUAUUCAGAACCUUUGCUAUGAGACACAAAAUUGAGCUCAGGUGCAUCCUGUUUCCAUUGAUCACCCUUGAGAUGUUUCUACAACUUGGUUGGAGUCCACCUGUGGUCAAUUCAAUUGAUUGGACAUGAUUUGGAAAGGCACACACCUGUCUAUAUAAUAUUUUACAUGUACAUUUUUUAGUCAUUUAGCAGACGCUCUUAUCCAGAGCGACUUACAUUAUUGAGUGCAUACAUUCUUUUUGUAUUAUUUUUUUUUUCAUACUGGCUCCCCCUGGGAAUCAAACCCACAACCCUGGCGUUGCAAACGCCAUGCUCUAUCAACUGAGCUACAUCCCUGCCGGCCAUUCCCUCCCCUACCCUGGACGACGCUGUGCCAAUUGUGCGCCACCCCAUAUAAGGUCCCACAGUUGACAGUGCAUGUCAGAGCAAAAACCAAACCAUGAGGUCGAAGGAAUUGUCCGUAGAGCUCCGAGACAGGAUUGUCCGUAGAGCUACGAGACAGGAUUGCGUCAAGGCACAGAUCUGGGGAAGGGUACCAACAGAUUUCUGCAGCAUUGAAGGUCCCCAAGAACACAGUGGCCUCCAUCAUUCUUAAAUUUAAGAAGUUUGGAACUACCAAGACUGUUCCUAGAGCUGGCCGCCUUGCCAAACUGAGCAAUCGAGGGAGAAGGGUCUUGGUCAGGGAGAGGGAGAGGGAGAAGGGUCUUGGUCACUCUGACAGAGCUCCAGAGUUCCUCUGUGGAGAUGGGAGAACCUUCCAGAAGGACAACCGUCUCUGCAGCACUCCACCAAAUCAGGCCUUUAUGGUAGAGUGGCUAGACAGAAGCCACUCCUCAGUAAAAGGCACAUGACAGUCCGCUUCAGUUUGCCAAAAGGCACCUAAAGGACUCACCAUGAGAAACAAGAUUUUCUGGUCUGAUGAAAUCAAAAUUGAACUCUUUGGCCUGAAUGCCAAAGGUCACGUCUGGAGGAAACCUGGCACCAUCCCUGUGGUGAAGCAUGGUGGUGGCAGCAUCAUGCUGUGGGGAUGUUUUUCAGCGGCAGGGACUGGGAGACUAGUCAGGAUCAAUGAAAGAUGAACGGAGCAAAGUACAGAGAGAUCCUUGAUGAAAACCUGCUCCAGAGCGCUCAGACUGGGGCUAAGGUUCACCUUCCAACAGGACAACGACCCUAAGCACACAGCCAAGACAACGCAGGAGUGGCUUCGGGACAAGUCUCUGAAUGUCCUUGAGUGGCCCAGCCAGAGCCCAGACUUGAACCCAGUCUAACAUCUCUGGAGAGACCUGAAAAUAGCUGUUCAGCAACACUCCCCAUCCAACCUGACAGAGCUUGAGAGGAUCUACAGGUGUGCCACGCUUGUAGCGUCAUACCAAAGAAGACUCAAGGCUGUAAUUUCUGCCAAAGGUGCUUCAACAAAGUACUGAGUAAAGUGGACUGAAUACUUAUGUAAAUGUGAAAUGUCCGUUUAUUGAUUUAUAAAAUGUGAAAAAAAUAUAUAAAAACCUGUUUUUGCUUCGUCAUUAUGGGGUAUUGUGUGUAGUUUGAUGUGGGUGGGGGGGACUAUUUAAUCCAUUUUUGAAUAAGGCUGUAACAUAACAAAAUGUGGAAAAAGUAAAGGGGUCUGAAUACUUUCAGAAUGCACUGUAGGCUGCCAUUACCAUCACCUGUGGCAAAGACGUGGUGCUAUGUCCUAUGUAGGAUGCAGAUGGGAAACACAAAGACUUUCUGAAUCUGGUGAAGAAGCAGGCCUCCACAGAGAGGCACAUGUACAUCGCCCAACUGAGGACUCAGCUGGGAGGCAAAGGGUAAGAGAAGCAUAUACACCAUGUAGGGCGGCAGGUAGCCUAGCAGUUAAGAGCCGACUAGGGGAAAAAUCUGCCUUAGUCGCUUUGGAUAAGAGCGUCUGCUAAGUGACGUAAAUGUACACAGAUCAACAUUUGCACAAGUAAUACCCUUGUUUCAUUGUUGUUUGAAAAGUGUAAACCGUUUUGAAAGGAUAAUCAGGGGCAUUGUGUUUUUGAUUCAGAGAGGUGACUGUGGCCGAUCUAAGUGCUGCCUUUAAGAACAUUGACCCCUCUCAGGACGCUACCACACUGGACUGGGUCAUAACUAUGGCAUUCCAGAUACCCCAGGAGGAGCUAGAGCAGCACACAACACAAAUGGACACAGAGCUGGCCCUGCAGCGCCUCCUGGCAGUGGAUGUGACCAGGGCUGGGCCUGCACCACAACAGGACUGAAUCACUCUAAGCACUUUUAGAAUGUGGUAGCCGUCAGGCAUCUAACUGCAUGUUUCUUUGCUAUCAUUACGGCCUGCGAACUCAUUAUAUAUUU